This is a messenger RNA of Sinocyclocheilus grahami, 879 nucleotides long. Its product is annotated as importin-9-like. Lineage: Eukaryota; Metazoa; Chordata; Actinopteri; Cypriniformes; Cyprinidae. The transcript has 8 exons. The record is from RefSeq and is a predicted model, not a curated record. Gene Ontology annotation, molecular function: small GTPase binding. The coding region runs from base 1 to 879 and encodes 292 amino acids. Gene Ontology annotation, biological process: protein import into nucleus. Gene Ontology annotation, cellular component: cytosol; nuclear envelope.
AUGUCGGAAGGUUCCCUCAGACCAGGGGAACAGUGGUGGUUGGUAGCAGAGUAUGCAAUGGAAUGGUGUCAAAUCCGUGGAAGACUGGCGGAGGGAAUUCUGUGCGUACUCGGUCCAGGCAAGGUAACAGUUCCAGGAGUUCUGGUGGCUGUGGCAGAAGGUAUGGAGGAACUUCCUCUGGAGCGUGGAGAUGAGAAAGAGCAUCCGCCUUGUGGUUAUUUGUGCUCCUGUUUUGUAGAGUUUGGAGUUCACCUUGCAGAGCUCACUGUCGACCCACACGGAGCACUUGCUAUUCGCCAAUUGGCCUCUGUCAUUCUGAAGCAGUAUGUUGAGACUCACUGGUGUGCCCAGUCAGAGAAAUACAGGCCCCCAGAGACGACUGAAUGGGCCAAAGCUGCAAUCCGUGAGCUUCUGCCAAGUGGUUUGCGGGAGGCCAUCAGUAAGGUGCGCUCCAGCGUGGCCUAUGCCCUGUCGGCUAUCGCACACUGGGACUGGCCUGAAGCUUGGCCUGGGCUCUUCAAGCUCCUCAUGGACAUGCUGGCCAGUGGAGAUGUUAACGCUGUACACGGCGCCAUGAGGGUCCUCACAGAAUUUACCCGAGAGGUGACUGAUGUUCAGAUGCCGGAUGUUGCACCUGUCAUUUUGCCUCAAAUGUACAAGAUUUUUACCAUGGCAGAGGUUUACAGUAUUCGCACUCGAUCCAGAGCUGUUGAGAUCUUUACCACGUGUGCUAAUCUCAUCUGUGCGAUUGAUGAAGUAGCAAAGGGUGCUGCCACACUCUCUCUACUGCAUCUCACUGCUGCCUGGAACUCUCACCCAUCUAGAAUCGAGCGUGAACGUUGGUAUGAAGGAGUGUCACUCAAAAAGGAAAUACUGUAG